GAAGCAACAACUAUCUUCAUCCACAGUCAGCAUCAGGAGUCGCUGUUGACUAGUCAUACAUCGCACGUACUUCUCCCAGUUCUACAAAUAAAUCAGCAAAAUGGCGGACGAUGAGGCGAAAAAGAAGCUGGAUGAGGAAAAGAAGAAGAAGCAGGCCGAGAUUGAGCGCAAGAGGGCCGAAGUAAGGGCUCGCAUGGAGGAAGCCUCCAAGGCCAAGAAAGCCAAGAAGGGUUUCAUGACUCCUGAAAGAAAGAAGAAACUUAGGUUGUUGCUCAGAAAGAAGGCCGCUGAAGAACUUAAGAAGGAACAAGAAAGGAAAGCCGCUGAACGUAGGCGCAUCAUUGAAGAACGUUGUGGAAAGCCCAAGAUCAUCGACGACGCCAAUGAAGCUGAGCUCCAAACUAUUUGUCAAACUUAUUGGAACAGAAUUAAAGACCUUGAAGGGGAUAAAUUUGAUCUUGAGUGGAUCGAAAAGCUUAAAGCUUUCGAGAUCUCCGACCUCAACAGCCAAGUCAACGAUCUGAGAGGCAAAUUCGUUAAGCCAACCUUGAAGAAGGUUUCCAAAUACGAGAACAAAUUCGCCAAAUUGCAGAAGAAGGCCGCCGAAUUCAACUUCCGCAAUCAACUCAAGGUCGUCAAAAAGAAGGAGUUCACCCUUGAAGAAGAAGACAAGGAGAAGAAACCUGAAUGGUCCCAGAAGAAGGAGGACAAAAAGGUACAGGAAGCAGAGGCUUAAGUCUUCUAUUGAUAAGUUUAUUACGUGCAUAAGUUAUAUUUAUUAUUUGUUAACUCAAUUUUUGUCUCCUACUCAUUACCACUUUCUGAAUGAAGAUUCGGUCAUCCGGCCAAAAACCGGAUUUCCGAACAGCCUACAACAACUUAUUAACAAACUGUGAAUUGAGAAAACUGUUUACUAAAUGUUAUAUUUGUAAAGAGAUGAUAAUAAUUUAAAUAAGAAUAAUUUGAGAAAAGAAAUUCGUAUCACCCCUGUAA
Molecule: messenger RNA, 993 nt
Organism: Nicrophorus vespilloides
Lineage: Eukaryota; Metazoa; Arthropoda; Insecta; Coleoptera; Silphidae
Gene: wupA
Product: troponin I
Exons: 9
Coding region: 101-736 (211 amino acids)
Biological process (GO): muscle contraction
Cellular component (GO): troponin complex
Source: RefSeq, a predicted model, not a curated record